Messenger RNA from Arabidopsis thaliana (thale cress), 1777 nucleotides. Its product is annotated as Calcium-binding endonuclease/exonuclease/phosphatase family. Gene Ontology annotation, cellular component: membrane. Gene Ontology annotation, molecular function: catalytic activity; calcium ion binding. The transcript has 10 exons. The record is from RefSeq and is marked reviewed. Lineage: Eukaryota; Viridiplantae; Streptophyta; Magnoliopsida; Brassicales; Brassicaceae. Bases 576 to 1625 code for a protein of 349 amino acids.
CAAAAAGAAUAAAUCCGAUAGAAAUUCAUUAUAAGAUGAGAAAAAAGAUCUGUUGAGAGAAUUCGAAAGAAAAACUCAAAUGCAAAGCCAUCAGAAUCGAAGCAGGCUGAGCUUGAUUCUACGGUCUAGAUUCAUCCCUUCCUUCUCUUCACCACUCUCCCUCUUCGUCGUCCUCGCUGCUGUUCCUCUUCCGAUCUACUUUUCCGGUCUACUCUCCGGCAGAAACAACAAGCCGCUUUCAGUUAUGAGACUCAACUCCAACUUAGCUUCUUCAAUGGUGGAAUCGAAUAUUUCUUGUACCACUUUCAAUAUCUUGGCUCCGAUUUAUAAACGCGUUGAUCAAAAGGUUUGCUUCUAUUCUUCUGAUUUCUUCACUCUUUACCUUGUUGAUUCUGGAAUCGACGACAUUGGUUGAUUGUGUUGGGUGUUAUUAACAGAAUCAUAGCACUCGAGAGAGCGAUUUCCGCACGCUUUGGUUAGCUCGUAACCAGAGGAUUUUAGAUUUGUUACUCCAUCAACGCUCUUCAGUUAUCUGUCUCCAGGAAGUUUGGGUUGGGAAUGAGGAAUUAGUGAACAUGUACCACCACCAGCUUUCAUCUUCAGGCUACACUAUUUAUCAGUUGGCUAGAACAAACAGUCGUGGUGAUGGUCUUUUAACAGCCAUUCAUAAGGACCAUUUUAAAGUUGUAAAUUACCGGGAGCUGCUCUUUAACGAUUUUGGAGACCGUGUUGCUCAGCUCUUACAUGUCAAAACAGUUAUUCCCUUUCCGCUUAAUGGAAAGCAAGACGUUCAACAAGAAGUUAUUAUAGUGAACACUCACCUCUUGUUUCCUCACGAUUCUAGUUUGUCUAUUGUAAGACUGCAUCAGGUUUACAAAAUUCUUGAAUAUCUGGAAGCUUACCAAAAGGAAAAUAAACUUAAUCACAUGCCCAUUAUUCUCUGCGGUGACUGGAAUGGAAGCAAACGCGGGCAUGUCUACAAAUUUUUGAGAUCUCAAGGGUUUAUUUCAUCAUACGAUGAUGCUCAUCAGUAUACCGACAGUGAUGCUCAUAGGUGGGUUAGCCACAGAAACCACAGGGGAAAUAUUUGCGGAGUUGAUUUCAUAUGGCUCUGUAACCCUAGUGAUUCAAGAAAACCAUUGAGAACAAGUUGGGUGGAAGCUGUUUUCAGCAUUAUCAAGUAUCAACUACACAAAGCUUCCAUAGCCGAGGACGAUGCCUUUACUUUUCUUGGGGCAAAAAAUCACAGUGAUUCACUAACCUACUCUGACUUUUGCCUAGCACUUCAAAAGGUAAAUCUAACGGGUAUUCCACAUGGACUUAGCUUCGAAGAGACAAAAGAGCUAUGGGUCCGAGCUGAUCUUGAUGGAAAUGGUGUCUUCGACUAUGAAGAACUUAAGAAAAUUUGGAACAUGACGAUGGUAAAUCAACCUGGAAACUGCAAAGAGAGUGUGAUGGAGAGUAAGAAAGAAGAAGGAGAAGAUGAAGCAAUCGGAUUGAAAGUGAAUAAAGCAAUUUUGUUUCCACAAGAAGCAGAGAAAGGAUUGUGGCCGGAGAAUUACAAUAUAUCCGAUCAUGCUUGUCUCACCGUACAAUUCUCUCCAGUCAAAAUGCUUUGUAGCUAAAUUUUGUUUAAUUACGGCUCUUGUAAAUGUAAAGAAGCAAUGAGAUUGAGAUUUGCAAUGAGACAUCUUUACGAACCUUAUGGAGUGUGCUGUAUAGUUUUGUCUGUUUAAAGAUUUUUUAUUUAUUUUCAUGAAUCAAAUUUUAGUGGAGU